Messenger RNA from Echinops telfairi (small Madagascar hedgehog), 1897 nucleotides. It is a transcript of the gene PHYKPL, whose product is annotated as 5-phosphohydroxy-L-lysine phospho-lyase. NCBI's taxonomy places the organism in Eukaryota, Metazoa, Chordata, Mammalia, Afrosoricida, Tenrecidae. The record is from RefSeq and is a predicted model, not a curated record. Bases 29 to 1408 code for a protein of 459 amino acids. Gene Ontology annotation, molecular function: pyridoxal phosphate binding; transaminase activity. The transcript is spliced from 13 exons. Gene Ontology annotation, cellular component: mitochondrion.
CCCGAACGAACACACGCUGCUCGGCGACAUGGCCUCGGACCAGCGCGGAAAGGCCGAGACUCUGGCCCUGAGGCGGCAGUUCAUCGGCUCUUCCUGCAGACUCUUUUUCCCCGGGGAUCCUGUUAAGAUCAUCCGGGGCCAAGGCCAAUACCUGUACGAUGAACAGGGGGCAGAAUACCUGGACUGCAUCAACAAUGUGGCUCACGUUGGGCAUUGCCACCCUCUCGUGGUCCAAGCGGCACAUGAGCAGAACCAGGUGCUCAACACCAACAGCCGGUACCUGCACGACCAUAUCGUUGACUAUGCGCGGAAGCUUUCGGAGACCCUGCCAGAGCCGCUCUGUGUGUUCUACUUCCUGAAUUCUGGGUCAGAAGCCAAUGACCUGGCCCUGAGACUGGCCCGCCAGUACACGGGACACCAGGAUGUAGUGGUGCUGGACCAUGCGUAUCACGGCCACCUGAGCUCCCUGAUCGACAUCAGCCCCUACAAGUUCCGGAACCUGGACGGCCAGAAGGAGUGGGUCCAUGUGGCACCACUCCCAGACACCUACCGGGGCCUCUACCGGGAGGACCACCCCAACCCCACAGAGGCCUACGCCAGCGACGUGGAGCGUGUGAUCAACAGUGCCCGGGAGAGGGGUCGGAAGAUGGCAGCCCUCUUCGUGGAGUCCCUGCCCAGUGUGGGGGGGCAGAUCAUCCCCCCGAAAGGCUACUUCCCCAGAGUGGCUGAACACAUCCGCAGGGCCGGAGGGGUCUUUGUCGCUGAUGAGAUUCAAGUUGGCUUUGGCCGAGUGGGAGAGCACUUCUGGGCCUUCCAGCUACAAGGGGAAGACUUUGUCCCUGACAUUGUCACCAUGGGCAAGCCCAUUGGCAAUGGCCACCCUCUGGCCUGCGUGGCCACAACCCAGGCAGUGGCAAGAGCAUUUGAAGCCACAGGCGUCGAGUACUUCAACACGUUUGGGGGCAGCCCUGUGUCCUGUGCCGUGGGGUUGGCUGUCCUGGAGGUCUUGGAGAAGGAGCAGCUCCAGGCUCAUGCUGCCCAUGUGGGCAGCACCCUGAUGGGGCUCCUGGAGCAGCAGAAAGGCAAGCAUCCGAUCAUCGGGGAUGUCAGGGGUGCCGGGCUUUUCAUCGGUGUGGACCUAAUCAAAGAUGAGGCCACAAGGAAGCCAGCAACUGAAGAGGCAAACUACUUGGUCUCCAGGAUGAAGGAAAACUACAUUUUGCUGAGCACCGAUGGUCCCGGGCAGAACAUUCUGAAGUUUAAGCCCCCAAUGUGCUUCAGCUUUGAGGAUGCACACCAAGUGGUGGCUGUGCUGGACGCUGUCCUGACCGAGAUGGAGGCAAUUCUGAGAAGCUGUGCCACACUGAGAGCAAAGCCUCAGCCUGCCCUUCAGGAGUCCUGCCUCUGAGGACAGUUGCUUCAACAAGCUGCUGCCCGGGGCUCUCUGCACAUCCCCAUCAGCACAAGCCUUCAGAACACAUUUGUUGACUGAGGUCAGCAGCAGCUGCUGUCAUCACCCUCAGCCAACCCUCAGUUUGUGAAGAAACAACUUCCUAGAAGGUUUGGUCCACUUGGAAUCCGAGCCCUAUCACCUCUCAACACCAGCUGGUCUCAAGCCCACAACUGCCUGAACAGCAAGUACUACAACCUAAGGAAAGGCAGUAAACCAGCCCAGCCCUUUGUGGAGCCACAGUCAUUGCUGUUAGACUCCCAUUUCUGUUUAUGGACUCCAAGCUGGCCCCAGAGAUUAAAGCCAUAACCUGGGGAAAUACAGGGGGGGAGGGGCAGAGGGGAGAUAGGCACUUCACUACAGUCUCAAACCACUGACCCACCCACUUCCUUUCUGAAGGGGACUCGGGGCCAGGAUGUUUCUUUCAUUAAAGAAAACUUAACCAAG